UAUACGUUUUCAAAAGGCAUAUGGCGGACGUUUUAUAUAUUUUUGCAUCGAAAACUGAUAAAUUCUUUUAGUUAUGAGUAUCUUGUGACCGCUAGAGCCUAUUUGUUAAAAUUAGCUGAUAAACGUUAGUUUUUAAAUGUGUAAAUAAGUCUAUUAUAUCUAGAGUCUUGUAAAUAUUGAUAGUAUUUUCAUGCGUGGACGUUUUUAUCCGUAUUGAAAAACGAAAAGUCUGUGAUAAUAAACAAUACCUUUAGGUGAUAGAAUAAUUUCCUGAACACUUUUGUAAAUAUUGUAAAGUUAUUUUAGACUUUUAGCAAAGUUAAUAUAUUGAGCGAAGACUGAAGAAUUGAGUGUUUGAUCUGAGACUUGCGAGCUAUGUCAGCUGUGAACCUAUUAUCGUCUUUGAAAGAGAAACCUCACGACGAAAGCCCAAAGGAUGGCUCUAAAUACGAAGGGGACGAGGAGUGCGUCGCGGCGAGCGGCGGCGGCGACCCGGCGGUGCUGGCGGUGGGGCCGGCGCGGCGGCCGCUCACCUACACGCGGGAGCAGCUGCUGCGGCUGCGGAACUCGCCGCUCGUCAAGGCCGGCCUCGAGACCGCCUUCGCCGGCUGCGAGGCGCUGGCGCUCGUGCUGAAGAGACGAGCCGACUCGCCCAACGAGGAGGACAAGGGAGCUAGGGGGGAUGCACCAAAUGAGAACCAUAAGGGUGUGUACGGUCGCGAGCGGGAGCGCCGUUCAGCGGACCCUCGCGAGCGGGUCCGCAAGGAGGGCUCGCCGGGCGGAGGCAUCGUGCUGUCCCCGCAGCGGCGCUCCUUCACGUCGGGCUGCGGCGCGCCCGCCGCCGCCGCGCCCGCCGCGCCGCCGCACCUCGCCGCGCGCACGCGACCUGACUCCCCGCUGUCUGCUGCGCACGCCGCGCACGCCGCGCACGCCGCGCCGCCCGCCAAGCCUGAUGCGGGUCGCCGCAUAGGAUCCGGCCGCAUCAUGGUGCGCGACGUGCCGGCCAGCGGUUGGGAAGACAACGAGUAUCGUGACCGCGUGGCCGAGCCCUACCGCCCGCCGCGCGACCGCGACAACCGCGCCAAUGGAGACAGGUAUGACCGUCGGUCGUUCAGCCGAGACUCCUACUCCUCUGACAUCAAGAGGGAACGGGACGAUCGAUUCAACAACGAAAAGGGACGCGACAGAGAGGACAACCGUAGAUCUGGUGGUCGCUUCUCUCAACGCCGAUUUGAGAAGGAAGAUGAACCCGAAUGGUUUAGUGGAGGGCCGACAUCUCAACACGACACGAUCGAGCUGCGCGGUUUCGACGAACCGGUCAAGAAGAAUGGUGCAACGAACAACAAAGAGACUGACAAAUGGAACAACAGUGGCGGCGCGCGGUCGCCGGCGGCGGAGCGUUGGCGCGAGCCCUCGCCCGCACCGCCCGCGGAAUCGCCCAACACUAGCAAUGACAAGGAUUCCGGCGUGGAGUCGAAGGCGGAGGAGCCGGCGGCCAGCAACGAGCAGCCGGACUUCAACCUCGACGAGUUCCUCAAGUUCGACACCAUACCUGACGUGCUCACGAACGGCACCGGGGAGUCCGAGGGCGGCAGCCGCUUCAGCCGCUGGUUCCGCCGCGAAAGCCCCACUAACGACGCGCGCCACUACGAACGAUUGCUGCACAACAUGGUUGACGACUUGGACGAGCCUGUGCGACCUACGCCGGGCACGCCGAGCGCGGAAGCGCACGUGUUCGCGCCGAUUUCGCCGCCCGCGCACCCGCGCCCGCCUUCCUUGCUGGACUUGUUGCGACAGGCCAACGCGCAUAUUGAACCGCACCAAGGCAUGGGCGUGAACUCAGGCGUGGGCUCCAACGCGGGCAAGAUGCAGAGCCUGGAAGAACUGGAAGCGCGUUUGAGGCCGCAGCACCCGCGCGCGCACCCGCCACCCGCCGCGCCCGCGCCCGCCGACCACGAGCUGGCGGCCUUCAAGCGCCUC
Ostrinia furnacalis (Asian corn borer) is the source of this 1980-nucleotide messenger RNA. RefSeq names its product eukaryotic translation initiation factor 4E transporter. Lineage: Eukaryota; Metazoa; Arthropoda; Insecta; Lepidoptera; Crambidae. Gene Ontology annotation, molecular function: mRNA binding. The annotation marks the transcript as partial. The record is from RefSeq and is a predicted model, not a curated record. Gene Ontology annotation, biological process: negative regulation of translation. The transcript has 13 exons. Gene Ontology annotation, cellular component: nucleus; cytoplasm.